This is a messenger RNA of Octopus bimaculoides (California two-spot octopus), 1085 nucleotides long. Its product is annotated as integrin beta pat-3. Gene Ontology annotation, cellular component: cell surface; integrin complex; focal adhesion. Gene Ontology annotation, biological process: cell-cell adhesion; cell adhesion mediated by integrin; cell-matrix adhesion. The record is from RefSeq and is a predicted model, not a curated record. NCBI's taxonomy places the organism in Eukaryota, Metazoa, Mollusca, Cephalopoda, Octopoda, Octopodidae. Gene Ontology annotation, molecular function: integrin binding.
AUGCAGGUAUUCCAGAGUGGCCGAACCAAGUACACCAGGUGUGACAUAGCAGACAGCCUAUUAAAGAGGAAUUGCAAAAGCAUCAUUAAUCCAAAGAAUAAGUUUAAAUAUAGCAAGAAUGAUGAUCUACGAGAUGAAAUAGGAAACACAACCGGUAUUUAUAUCCAACCCCAGGUGAUCAAAUUAAAGUUAAGACCCAGAAAGCCUCACAGAAUACAGCUGGCCUAUCGGGAGGCUAAAGACAGUGCUGUUGACCUGUAUGUCCUUAUGGAUCUCUCUGCUUCAAUGAAACGUAGUAAAGAAACAUUGUCAAAACUUGGACAAACACUUGCUAAAGAAAUGAAGAAGAUUACCAAAAAAUUCCUGCUUGGAUUCGGAUCCUUUGUUGAGAAAGAAAUACCGCCAUUUGUCUACACUGAUAGCAACAUAACAAUGUGCCAUGACUGUGCUCUGACUUUUGAUUACCGACAUGUCAUGAGACUGUCUCCAAAUGGUACCAAAUUCUCUCAAAUGGUAGCUGCAGCCGAAAUCUCUGGCAGCAAUGACAUUCCUGAAGCUGGGUUUGAUGCUCUCAUGCAAGCAUUGGUUUGCAAACAAAUUGGUUGGCGAAGCAAAUCAAGAAAACUGGUCCUUUUUAUUGCUGGUAGCUCCUUCCAUACUGCAGGCUCAGGAAAGUUACUCGGAGUUGUGAAACCAAACGAUGAGCAAUGUCAUUUAACAGCAGCUGGGGAAUACUCUGAGAGUAAAGUACAGGACUACCCGUCUGUCAGCCAGAUCAGAUCUCAGGUCAAUUCGAAAAAGGUCAAUGUAAUAUUUGCUGUUCCCAAAGACCAAAUGAUAACAUACAAGCAUCUAUCGACCUUCCUGCUUGGUUCCACUGUGACAACACUACAGAAAGACUCAGCUAACAUUUUAGAUGUUAUUAAGUCAAAUUAUCAGGCAAUUGUACGUCGAGUCCAACUAAGAGCUGAAAACAAUGAAAAUAUUACUGUUAACUUCUUCAGCAAAUGUAACGGGUAAGAUUUCCAUGCACCACCACCACCACCACCACAUUCCAUCUCUCUAGGGUUAAUGAAGGAAAAUAC